Molecule: messenger RNA, 1627 nt
Organism: Oncorhynchus keta (chum salmon)
Lineage: Eukaryota; Metazoa; Chordata; Actinopteri; Salmoniformes; Salmonidae
Product: otolith matrix protein 1
Biological process (GO): iron ion transport
Cellular component (GO): early endosome; plasma membrane; recycling endosome
Source: RefSeq, a predicted model, not a curated record
UGUAAAUAGUGUAUAUUGUUCCUCAUUGUAUCAUAGAAUGAAAAUGAAGGGCAAGGAGGAGGAGGUAAAGACAGGUGAAACAUUGUCUGAAAACUUCACUUGUUCCCGUGUUGUUCAAUUAUGAAUUUCUCUACACUUUCAAAAAACACCUCAUUAGAAACUAAGUAGGUUUAAUAAGUAAAGAUAUUUUCUAAAUUGGAAUUUCUGCGUAUUUUCAGUGAAUUGCCCUAAGUAAGUAUACUUUCUCUCCUGUAUUCACAGACGGACCGAAGGUGGCCUUCUAUGCGGCUUUGACUGAUUCAGGAGCAGUAGGACCCUUCAGCUCUGAAACCAAUCUGAUCUACAUCAAAGUCUUCACCAAUAUAGGCAAUGCCGUACCGCCAACAUACAGAGUGUGUUUGAGAGGGAGAAGAUUUCUCUGAUUUUGUCAGUCGACAUGGAUCGUCUGGACAGAAGGCUGGCAGUGACUCUUCUCCUCUUCUCAUUCAUCUCUUUCUCCACUCAGGAAACGUCCGUCUCCUGGUGUGUGGUGUCGGAGGCAGAGGAGUGUCUGGAUCUGGCUGGGAGUGCUACAGCCCGGAAUAUCAGAGGAACGCUGCUGUGUGUCCGUGGCCAGAGUCCCACAGACUGCAUGGAGAAGAUCAAGAAUGGUACAGCAGAUGCAGCAGCCAUGUUUCCUGAUGACAUCUACACAGCCGGCUGGUGCUUUGGACUACAACUGGCUGCUGGAGAGUCUUACAACGGACUGGAUGGUAUCAGCUACUAUGUUGUAGCUCUGGCUCGUCGCUCCUCCAGUGACCUGUCCCUGUUGGAGAUGCAUGAACGCAGCUCCUGUCACCCAGGGAUCCGUACCACGGUGGGCUGGACUGUUCCUAUUGGCUUCCUGGUCAACACCUCACAGAUCAGUGUCGAUGAACAAUGCAACUUUCCUAAAGGUGAGACCUGUGUGUGUGUGGGGGGGGGUGUGUGUGUGUUGUGUGGCCCAGACUCUUUGUGUGUAUUGUUGGUGUCACUGUGUGUCCCUCCAGCGGCGGGGGACUUCUUUGGCUACAGCUGUGUACCAGGAGUAAAGGACAGAGAACACGACCCCAGAGGAAGCAACCCUAAGAACCCGUGUGAAGCCUGCAUAGGAGAUGACAAUGAGAGACAUAUAUGUGUUAACAAUCACCGAGAGAGACACUAUGGAGAGGCUGGGGCACUGAGGUGUGUGGCUGAGAAUUUGGGCGAUGUGGCAUUUGUCAAACACACCACCAUUUCUGACAACAUGGAUGGCAACAAUAUGGAAUCAUGGGCCAUGGACCUGGAACUGGAGGACCUGAAGCUGCUGUGCCCGGAUGGCAGCGAGGCCGGGCCGUUUGACCAUGAGACGUGUCACCUGGCUGUGGUACCAGCUAAAGCUGUGGUGGUACGCCUCGAGGACAAGUGUAGAGUCUGGAAAUACCUGGAACGCCUACAGAAUGUGUUUGGGAACACCACCAUGUUCAGCUCAGUGGGCUACACCCAAUCAGAUCUCCUGUUUUCUGACUCCACCCAUCACCUGCUCAGGGUUGUGGGUAGUUACACUUCCUGGUUGGGUCCAACAUACACCACGGUCCUGCAGGCCUUCGAGUGUGAAAGUUUGUGCUGA